This is a messenger RNA of Scleropages formosus (Asian bonytongue), 2032 nucleotides long. It is a transcript of the gene mlphb, whose product is annotated as melanophilin b. Gene Ontology annotation, cellular component: cortical actin cytoskeleton. The record is from RefSeq and is a predicted model, not a curated record. Gene Ontology annotation, biological process: intracellular protein transport. Lineage: Eukaryota; Metazoa; Chordata; Actinopteri; Osteoglossiformes; Osteoglossidae. The coding region runs from base 108 to 1715 and encodes 535 amino acids. The transcript has 15 exons. Gene Ontology annotation, molecular function: myosin binding; actin binding; small GTPase binding.
CCCAGAGAUUAGUAGCCCAACGCAAGCUCCAGAGUCACAGUUUAUGCAGUAUAUCCUCUAAUUUACCUGGGAGCCAAAACUGAAGAGUAAACGUGGUAACUACAACCAUGUCCAAAAAACUGGACCUCUCCAGACUGACUGAUGAAGAGGCAAAGCAUGUAUGGGAGGUCAUCCAACGUGACAUGGAACUGAGGAAGAAAGAAGAGAGUCGACUAGGGGAUCUGAAGGCCAAGAUUCAAAAGGAAGGCACCAAGCGUGAGCUGCUCACCUCCCAAUCUAACCUGACUGAGUCUUACUGCAUCCACUGCCUGCAGCCUUUCAAGUUCCUGAUCAACAGUCGACGUCAGUGUGCGGACUGCCAGCUGUACACCUGUAAGGCCUGCAGUCGCUACAAUAAGAAGGAACGCAGCUGGGUGUGUGACCCUUGCCGUAUGUCCAGGGUGCUGAAGAUUGGCUCACUGGACUGGUACCAUAACAACGUGCGCUCCCGUUUCAAGCACUUUGGUAGCGCCAAGGUGAUGCGCUCACUCUACAAAAGGCUAAACGAGUCUGGCUCCCAGAUGGACCUGAGAGGCCCUCGUGAUUUUGAUACACAAAGCACACCUGAUGUCCGCUAUUUCUAUGAUGGUCAUGAAGAGGAAGACACACCAGAUGUUCAGCGGUACCGGACGAUGCGAAAGACCAAGCGCCUGCUCUCAGUCCACCCUCUUGAUUUUGAUAUGGACCAAGAGUACUCCACUCACUCUCGCCGUCCAUCUGUCCAGGUACCUGGGGAGCAAAGCAGGCAGGGGAAAGACUCUGAGUACAGUACUGAGGUGCACUUCCGCUACACCCGCCGAAAGAGCUUGGAGAAGCCCAUACGCUUUGAUGAGGGCCACAUCCCAGACCAGAGAAUGAUGCGCACUCGAUCAUUGUCCAAGAUCAGCCCCUCUCAGCGAUACACACAUGGUGAGCUGGACUCUUCUGAGGAGGAGGAGGCAGAGCGUUACCCCAUGUACCAACUGCCCGCCCGCCGCCGCAGCCGUGCUUCCUCUCAGGAGAAUGUGCAUCAAGGUCCUCCACAGAUGACUGAACUUACGAAGCGCAUGGUGGCCAUUGAAAGCCUUUUGACCCGUCUGGAGCAGAAGAUGAUUGACCCUGUUGAUCAUGUGGACUCCCCCUUGGCAGUGGACCUGGAAGAGGAGAAGCUGAGCAGGAAGCUAAAGGAGCUGACAGGCAACAUUAGUGACAAGGGUCUGUCUUCAGAAGAAGAGGAAGUCAAGUUGCCCAAAGCUACUAAGGAGACUAUGAAGAAGAACAGGACACAGGGAGAGCCAGCCCUGGUGAGCCCUCUGCCCCAGGAGAGGGUGCUGAGCUCUUCCAGUGAUGAGCAGCUGUCAGAGACUCAGAAGGUCUACUUGACAGCAGGUAAAUCUUACAGCCUGGAGAGGAAGCUGAGGUCCUUGGAGCAGAGUGCCAGUAACCGUUACUGCGGGCAUACUGACUCAGAGCUGUCAGAGCUGGAAGACAAGGUGGCCUUGGCUGCAGCCAAGGUCCAGAACACAGAGAGUGAGGUCUCAGACAUUGAGAACAGAAUUGCAGCCCUGAGUGCUUCAGGAAUGUCAGAGAAGUUGAGGAAGAAGGCAUCUGCCACACAGAGACGAGGACUCCCUAAUGACAUUUCCAGAAAAACAAGUAAUGUGCCAGGGUCCAGGAGAAAAUCAAACUUCAUGUGAAGGAAUAUCCCCUCCAAAGGUUGCACUAUGCCAGGGGACCUACUGAACAAGUUCUAUAAACACUGAAUGCAUUCUACUGUGAUAUGUUAAGCUUUCAGUAAAAUGUUUUUGAUGUCCAAAAUGAUAAACCUAGCAAUCACAGUCCUCAGGGGCCACAUUUCUGCAGGUUUUAAAUUUUUGUUUCUACCUACUGAAUAAUUUAUGUCCCACUCACCAAGUAAAGUGGCUUACAAGCGCUAUAAUAACUAAUGAUUAGAUAAAAUGAAAAUUUGCCCAUCCUUUAACCAUUUAACCUUUAUCUAAGGAUUUGCAAGACC